CUAAUCACAAUAUCGCUACUCGAGCUUUAGUCGUUGCCCUUAAAUCGCCAUCUGUGGGCAAAACUACCCAACAGGUUGUCUUAAUUACUGGACUACUAAAGCGCACUAUUGAUAGCAUCUACGGCCGAGCGAUCAAGCGUGGGUUUGAUCCUAACGCUGUCCCUCUUGUUAUAAAAGACGAAUAUCUUGAAGAUGCUCCCAGAUCUGGCCGUCUAAAUAAGCAGACAAGCGAGGUUCAGCAAUCUCUCACCCAGAAGCCAGGAGGUUAUUAGGCUUAUGGGUGGUAAUGAGUACAAAGAGGGAAGAGAUCACACCCAGAGGAGGCAUUUGCUUGUCCGCCCAAUUUGAAAUGUGGCUUUUUAGUGCCUUGGCGUGGGCAAAGAC
Messenger RNA from Lindgomyces ingoldianus, 384 nucleotides. RefSeq lists its product as uncharacterized. Lineage: Eukaryota; Fungi; Ascomycota; Dothideomycetes; Pleosporales; Lindgomycetaceae. The annotation marks the transcript as partial. The transcript has 2 exons. The record is from RefSeq and is a predicted model, not a curated record.